GAAAACUGGCGCGAAUUGUCAUUUUCCAUUAUACUGUAAUUUGAGUGCAUUCGCCGUCUGAAAAAUAUCGCUAUGCCGUUCGUAAAGGACUUAUCGUAUCGCGAAUGGCCGAAUUCUUCAGAAAUCGCCAACGAUGAUUACCACGAGUUUUUGUCACUGAAGAAGCUGAUAGCGAAGAAUGCCAAGCACCAGCACUCCAUCUUCCGGUGCAGGUCCAUUGGGAUCCUCUCCAGCCAGGGCCAGGGCUACACUUUGCAUGAUAUUGACGACAGCUCCAUAGAGAUCCGCGUGUCCUUGCGCUACAUGAAAGCGAGUGUCCCGUACGCGGGGAGACCUUUCACUGCGCAUAUACUUGGCUUCGUCCAUAGUUCUUUCGGUGCGCCCGUUUUAUACGCCAUCUUUGUCAAGGACGUCUUUCCGCCUCUCGCUCAAAAACUGUUUAGCACAAUGGAAUGGAUAGUCAACAACCAUGCGGUGCUAAAGUCGGAAAGAAAGAGAAAGGACAAAUAAAAUUCAUCAGGAUUAGUGAUGAGUAUCGUCAUACUCGUCAGCAAGCAGGCCCACACAGGCCUCCAGCGGCCUCCUGUCACCCCAACUAACUUCAUGUUCCUUACAUCCACGAACCCU
This is a messenger RNA of Cydia strobilella, 627 nucleotides long. RefSeq lists its product as uncharacterized. The transcript has 5 exons. Lineage: Eukaryota; Metazoa; Arthropoda; Insecta; Lepidoptera; Tortricidae. Bases 73 to 510 code for a protein of 145 amino acids. The record is from RefSeq and is a predicted model, not a curated record.